CGUAGGACAAAAGUUAUUUAAAUGAUGUUUUUUUAUUUCUACCCCUCUUUCUUUCUUCCUUAUAACUUUUAUUUCCCUGGUAGUAAUCUAACCCUGGUAAAAGUAAUAAAAUGAUUGAUUUUACAAAGAUAACAACUACAUCUGCAAUGGCAAGUCUAUCCGAAAAAAGACAAAUCAUCUUGGCUACCGCCACUGUUGUGGCAACUGGUCUUGGUGUACUUUACUUAUCUUCUUCAAAGAAAGCAGCAGAUACACCUCGUGGAUACAGAGAAAUACCUACUCCAGGGUCACAAUGGCCAUUUUUCGGACAUCUUCUUUCACUUGGUAAACUUCCUGGAUAUACCGCUGCAAAAUGGAGCAAAGAACUUGGACCAAUCUUUCAGUUGAAAAUGGGCGUACAAACUUGGUUCGUGAUAUCUGAUCCUGUCCUUGCUCAAGAAAUCUUCAUGACUCAUGGUACUGCGACAUCUGACCGACCUCCUCACACGUAUUUUACCUACUAUAGUCAUGGUGGAAGAGGUGUUGCUUGCUCAAAUGCUGAUAAACGAUGGAAACGAGCAAGAGCUGCUUUAUUAUCUAUCUUGGCACCACAACGCGUCAAUCAAUUUACCGAUGUUCUUUUGUAUGAAGCCGAUGCCCUAGUGGAACAACUGAUAUCUCGUACGAAACUAUUUGGUCAGGUGGAUCCUAGUCCUUGUUUACAAAAUGCUGCCAUGAAUUUUAUUUUGACAACUUGUUUUGCCACUCGUAUCAGCUCUGCGGAUGAUCAGCUAUUCAAGGAUAUUAUGGCAUAUGUGCAUGCAAGCAUGAAAAUGGCUGGACCUGAAGGUGAUCUCUGUCAAUUUUUCCCUGUUAUGUCAGUAUUGGAUAUACUUGUGGGGAAGAAACGAAAGUACAGUAAUUUUAUUGCUAAGGUCCGUGAUCCUCUUUUCACCCGAUUGAUUGAUGAAGCUGCUUCAAGUGACAAAGACUCGAUGAUCAAAUCUUUUCUGGCUCUCAAGGAAGAACAUGGCUUGGAUGACAAGGAUGUCAUUGUAACUAUGUCUGAUCUUCUUGGUGGUGGUACUGAUACUAGCUCCGUUUCUUUAUCUUGGAUGAUCGUCAUUUUAUCCCAUCAUCAUGAUGUUCAAAAGAAAAUACAAGCAGAACUCGAUGCCUUUAUUCAAACUCAUGGACGCCUCCCUACCUUUGAAGAACGAGAUCAAAUCCCUUAUACGAUUGCUGUACAAAAGGAAUGUAUGCGUUACAAGUCCACUGGCUUCUUUGGCGUCCCUCAUAUGGCAAGUAGCGAUGUGGUGGUUCGUGAUUAUUUUAUUCCCAAAGGCACUGUAUUGAUAAGUAAUAUGGUUGGCUUGCACAUGAACUCUGAUAUCUAUUCUGAUCCAGAAACUUUCAAGCCUGAACGCUUUUUGAACAACACUCGAACAAUGUCAUCUUCGGCAAAUGGCAAUGUCAAUCAACGUGAUCUUUUCAUCUUCGGUUGGGGAAGACGUAUUUGUCCUGGUAUUUAUUUGGCAGAAGUAGAAAUGUUCCAUAUCUUUGUUCGGAUCUUCGCAAACGCAAGCAUUGCACCUCCUUUGGAUGGUGAUGGUAAAGAAGUACCUAUUGAUAUGGAUGCUGCUUUGGAUGCUGGUCUUGUGACUUUACCCCAACCUUAUCAAGUUAGAUUUAUCCCUCGUGUUGAUUCCCCUUUGAAAUAG
Halteromyces radiatus is the source of this 1700-nucleotide messenger RNA. RefSeq names its product cytochrome P450. The transcript has 9 exons. Lineage: Eukaryota; Fungi; Mucoromycota; Mucoromycetes; Mucorales; Cunninghamellaceae. Gene Ontology annotation, molecular function: iron ion binding; monooxygenase activity; oxidoreductase activity, acting on paired donors, with incorporation or reduction of molecular oxygen. Bases 111 to 1700 code for a protein of 529 amino acids. The record is from RefSeq and is a predicted model, not a curated record.